CCACCCUCCAUCAGUCUCUAUCUGCCUCUCAUACUGCGCUCUAUUAAUUCCAAUAACCACAGAUUUAUUACCAAAAAAUGCAGGCUUUUUAAAUAAUGCACCAAACACCAUGGAUCAACCUCUGAAGAGAGCCGUCGCCGGUUCCUCACAAUCACAACCAUCUCAGAAUACACCCCUCCAGUCAACUUCCGACGAUGAAGGCUACCAAGUCAUUGGAUUCACACCGGUAGCGUUCAAGCCUUCACCUUCACCUGGGUCUAAUGCGCCCAAACCUCAACUGCCGAGUCAAGAAAAUGCAACUGAGAUACAACCAUCACCAACACAGCCUUCCCCAUCGCAGAAACUACGCCCACCAAAAAUUCGAACGACGGCAGAAUCCGGUCCUCCACCGGAGCAGACCGCACCAGGGCGGCCUAUAAUAUUGAAGUACUCGGACGGAGACGAUAAAGGACAUCCUUCUGGGGAGUUGCUUAACCGGCAACCUGACGAGGCGGGGAGAUUGUACUAUUAUGUCAAGCUCGGCAAGCAAGAUGUCAGAUUCUCACAGUUUUUGGCAAAGCUCAGUGCCCUUCUCUCCAAGCGCGUGGGCGAGGAGCUGACGCUCAAAAAACUACCAAACAACUACGCGCUAUUCCUCCACACCACCACAAAAACCGCAAACGACAUCCGCGAGCGCCACGACACUUACACAUUCGGCCAUCCGUCGGGAAAGCGGUACCGGUCCGCCACAGAAUUCUCUCCUCAUGUAUACUGGCUCUAUGCGAAUUCAACAGCCAGCGAUCCGGAUAAUGUCGCGCCUUGUGAAUGCUCACUCUGUCAAACACAUGCUGCGCGUUUGAGUCUUGAUAAUUCUUUGCUGAAUGCAGAGCGGGAGAAACGGAAACGGAAAGAAGAAUCAGAAGUCGCAGAGACUGACGUCCCCGUACGUGAACGGUCCAGCAAGCUCGAACCGUUUAAAAAGCGAAGAAUCACAAAAUCGCUAGUGGCAAAAUUAACCCCCCUCGAAGCAAAAUACCACGCGCAGAGAUUACUUGUCGAAGGCGAACGUGCAAGCGAGCGGGCGAUGGGAAUAGUCCCCUUCCGACCUGGCGAGCUGGUGUGGGCGUUCUGGGAAGACGAUCCAUACGAGCCGGACAAGUUGAACGGCAGCAAUGCCGUGCUUUGGGAGGGAAAACUGCGGGUGCCGCAUCCAGCGCUUGUGGUUCAUCGCCCGCUUGAUCCGACGCCCUGGGUGCCGGCGGUGAACACUGCCAACGACAAGAACUUACCGGCAGAUGCGUUCGAUCGAUACUCGCUGUUUCUGUAUGACGUACAGGAGUAUCUCGAGGACGUCAAGAGCUAUUACAUUGCGCCAUGGCUGCUCAUCGAUCCCCGGUACUGCACAGAUGAGCAGGCGCUCAAGAUCUCGCGCUCAUGGUCUGUGUUUGGCAAAACCGAACCUCCAUUAGAUAUGGAUACCGAUGCUGAUAGACUUUACGAAGGCGCCUUCCUCGGUGCCGAAAAGAUCUGGCGCGGCGACGUGAUUUUUAUAGAGCCUGACGAGGAUAAAGGGCGUACGGCGCGAGAUCUGAUGGUCGUCGAAGCGAUCUCGGUCGAAGACAACAAAGAGCUGAAAACCUCAGAGCUCAUGUUCUCCGGAACAGUGUACAUGACCGAUCCGCCGGACCAUACAGAUAGCGAGACAAUCAUGCGGGAUAUGAUGCCGUUCCGCGUCUCGCUGCAGCAAAAGGCGUAUUCGGUAACCGAGCUCAGUGACCUUAUCACAAUCGGCGCAGAUUUGGUCGUCGGACGGUGGUAUCCGCCGGGGAUUCUGCAGGGUCAGGCGAUUCUAGAUUCGGAGAAGAUUAAAGUGAGGAUGAAGAGUCGUCGACGGGUUGCUAGUUCAGAUCAGCGUCUUGAUAGCUGAGCAUAUGUAGUCUACA
Molecule: messenger RNA, 1922 nt
Organism: Myxozyma melibiosi
Lineage: Eukaryota; Fungi; Ascomycota; Lipomycetes; Lipomycetales; Lipomycetaceae
Exons: 2
Coding region: 110-1906 (598 amino acids)
Biological process (GO): silent mating-type cassette heterochromatin formation
Cellular component (GO): SHREC complex; mating-type region heterochromatin; rDNA heterochromatin
Source: RefSeq, a predicted model, not a curated record